This is a messenger RNA of Eubalaena glacialis (North Atlantic right whale), 930 nucleotides long. RefSeq names its product olfactory receptor 5P4-like. Gene Ontology annotation, cellular component: membrane. The record is from RefSeq and is a predicted model, not a curated record. Gene Ontology annotation, molecular function: olfactory receptor activity; odorant binding. Gene Ontology annotation, biological process: G protein-coupled receptor signaling pathway; sensory perception of smell. Lineage: Eukaryota; Metazoa; Chordata; Mammalia; Artiodactyla; Balaenidae.
AUGGAGACUGCAAACCAUACAACAGUGACAGAGUUCAUUAUUUUGGGAUUAACAGAUAAUCCCGCACUAUGUGCCAUCUUCUUUGAGAUUUUUCUAAGAGUUUAUAUAGUUACCGUAGUGGGAAAUAUCAGCAUAAUCAUCUUAAUCCGAAGUAGCCCACAGCUUCCCAUGCCUAUGUACCUUUUCCUCAGCCAUUUGGCCUUUGUAGACAUUGGGUAUGCCACAUCAGUCACACCAAUCAUGCUGAUGAGUUUCUUAAGAGAGAGAACUGCCAUCCCAGUCACUGGCUGUAUAGCUCAGCUUGGCUCUGAUGUCACCUUUGGGACUACAGAGUGCUUCCUGCUGGCCACCAUUGCCUACAAUCACUAUGGGUCCAUCUGCUCUCCCCUGCUCUACUCCAUCCACACGUCCCCAGUGGUCUGCUUCUUCCUGUUGGAGGCCUCCUACUUGGGUGGAUGCGUAAAUGUUUCUUCAUUUACAGACUGUUUGAUGAAUCUCUCCUUCUGAGGACCAAAUAAAACGAACCAUUUUUUCUGUGACCUCUUCCCACUCUUGAAGCUUUCUUUCGGCCAUGUUUCGAUUGCUGAAAUAUCUCCUGCCAUCUCUUCUGCAUCAGUCCUCAUAAGCACACUAUUUACCAUAAUCGUGUCCUACAGCUACAUCCUCCACUCAAUCCUGAAGAUGCACUCUACUGAGGGGAGGAAGAAGGCCUUCUCUACCUGCAUUUCCCACCUCACUGCAGUCACUUUGUUUUACGGGACAGUUUUGUUUGUUUACGUAAUGCCCUAAUCGAGCUAUUCAGCUGAUCAGGUCAAAGUGGCAUCUGUAAUCUACAUAGUGGUGGUCCCCAUGCUGAACCCCCAUCUGAGGAACAAGGAGGUGAAAGAGGCUAUGAGAAAACUAAUGUCUAGAGCACAUUGGUUUUCCUGA